Fraxinus pennsylvanica is the source of this 363-nucleotide messenger RNA. NCBI's taxonomy places the organism in Eukaryota, Viridiplantae, Streptophyta, Magnoliopsida, Lamiales, Oleaceae. The record is from the annotation of a GenBank genome assembly.
AUGGAUGGUCAACAUCUAGAGAAACGAGAAAAUAAACAAGAAGGGGAUAUAGAGAUUGUUCCACCAAGGAGUCAUCUGUACUCUGAAAAAAAGGUUAGUGAUUUUCUAGAGGAUUCUUCUUCUGGAAGUCAAAAUAAACUUGGAAGGCACUCUGUGGAGGUCUUUGUAAAGCGGGAUAACCAUCGGAAAGCAAAGGACACCAAAGCUUCUUCAUCAACAAACUCUAACAGUGGAAAUCACUGCAAGGAUGGAAGCCACGAGAAUGAGUACAAGAAAGGAUUGAGGCAUGUUCUCUGGCUUUCUACAGAAUUCCCACUACAAACUGAAGAGCUUCUACCAGUGGCUCAACAUUUUGGUAAAUAA